Messenger RNA from Fusarium pseudograminearum CS3096, 1617 nucleotides. RefSeq lists its product as uncharacterized. NCBI's taxonomy places the organism in Eukaryota, Fungi, Ascomycota, Sordariomycetes, Hypocreales, Nectriaceae. The transcript has 2 exons. Gene Ontology annotation, molecular function: oxidoreductase activity, acting on CH-OH group of donors; flavin adenine dinucleotide binding. Bases 1 to 1617 code for a protein of 538 amino acids. The record is from RefSeq and is a predicted model, not a curated record.
AUGGAUCACCUACUCCACCUAGACACAGACGUCGUCUGUCUUUUGGCCAAACUUGACUCCUAUGACUACAUCAUCGUAGGAAGCGGGUUCGGCGGAGGUCCACUGGCUGAAAACCUAGCUUCCAAGAAGAAAAAGGUGCUGCUGAUUGAACGCGGUGGUGUUAUCUUCUCCACCCACGUCCUCAACACUUCGCGUCCUUUUUACAAACGCGGUGCCAGCAACUCCCCAGAGGGUAACGAGCGUGUUUACGACGCUGUCAAAGCCAAGGUCCAGCUGACCGAUUCCUCUGACAGCUAUGUCGGUGGACCGGUCUACUGUGUUGGCGGUCGCACCAACCUCUGGGGCACAUGGAUCCCCGAGAUUGGGGACGAGACACUCAAUGCUUACUUCCCUCCUGAGAUUGUGAAACAUCUCAAGGAAGGGGGUUACGCUGAUACUUACAAGUACUUGACCGACGACGAUCCUAGGGAUGGUAUCUAUCCCGAGGGUGACGGUGCUCAUGAAGUCAGUGCUAAAGACAUUGGUUUUGCCAAAGAGAAGCUCAACCAUGCCUUGAAGACGGCGGAGUUUGGCAUCAUGCCUAUCGCCGCGCAAUUCAACGCCCCAGCGCCUUACAGGUUCGCCCAGGGUGCCUACAGUACCACGCUGUCGAUCAUGAACCGGAUGUACGCCAAUGAUCCUUAUCUUUCUGUUCUUCUGAACACGGAGGUUAUUGCUGUACAGUGCAACGAUAAUGAUACGUCCGACAAGGAUGUCAUUGCACUCCAGAUCAGGGACAAAGAGACUGGCGCUCUCAAGGAACUUGGCGUCGGAAAAGCCAAAGUAAUUCUGGCUGCUGGUACAAUUGGUACCGCAUCCAUCGCCUUGAACAGUGGCUUGCAAAAGUCGAAUGACCUCGUCGGCAAGGGUCUAAUCGACCACAAUGUCUGCUACGCGCGGUUCGCCAAACAGAAGAGCGGCGGCUUUACCGAGAAACCACUCAACCUCAAGACCCAUCUCAAGGUCGGCGGAGAAGAGUGUCUUGUCACAGUCACCAUCAACGCCAAUUUCUUCCUUGCUGGAAGUUCUGCGACUCUUAGCACGACGCACUUCUACGACAAGCAAGGUCGACUCAUGGGACCAAAGUCUCCUGCGAAUGAGCAGGAGAACUUUGACACGAUUUGUGUCCUGUUUGAGUUUGUUGGUAAACUCGCAGAUGGGAACUCUGUCCUCAGUAUCCCUGGUAUGGACCCAGUGCUUGAUUUUAGGCGAGACCCCCUCAAGCAUGAAGUGCAAUGCGCCAUGGAAGAUAUUGUGCGUAAUGUGCGGGAUGCCUUUGUUGACGCGCAGCCUUUCAAGUCUCCUACAUCCGGAGAGGAACUCUGUCCCGACCCUGGACUACGACCUCAGCAUCUGGGCUUUGGUGUAUUUUCCCACGAGUGUGGAACGAUGCGCAUGGAUGGUCCGACGAAGAAGGAUGGAGUGGUUGACUCUGAUCUCAAGGUCAAGGGGAUUGGUAACCUUUGGGUGUGCGAUCUUUCGGUCAUGCCUGUUAGUCCAGAGGCCAACCCGUCUCUGACUCUUGCAGCGCUGUCGCUGAGGCUUGCUGAGCAUUUAAGUCCCGAGGUUCAGGUUUAA